AUGGCGCACCCCUGUAGUGACUUCGCCACCUUUAAGGUGGAGAAACGGGGAUGCAUGGUACACAGAGGAAGGAUGAGUUUCCCAGCAGUUGGGAAGCAGCAGGACCACCUGGGGGCCUUUGUGCACGCAGAGGCUGGGCCCCGCUUCCUGCAGAGCACCUGGGUUCCAGAAGCCAAUGAUAUGAGGCAGGCCCCGUUGCCUAGGCAGCAUGACCAGCCUCGUAACCAGGGGAAUGAUGCUGAAGCUGCAGGUCUUAGCCGUAGCCUGUCCCACCGUGGGGUUGACAUCUGGACAUUUUACAACUCACACUUCAAGGACUAUGAGGCUUACCAAAACAAUAAAUACCACCAAGUCUUGCACACCUCGGGCAUCCUUAACUUUGGUAUCAAUGAGAACAAGCUGUGCAUUGAUCUGGUGGCUGCUAGGCUGUGUCAGAGGGACAUGCAGUAUGUUGAAGACCUCCAGCUGCAGUAUCCCAGCCUGAGAGGACAUCCUUUCCUGAGGGAAGCGGUGGCUCAGUUCCUGACAUACUACUGCAGUGCUCCUCACCACCUGUCUUCGAGAAAUGUGGUUGUUCUGAAUAGCUGCUCUGCCAUCUUCUCUGUGCUGGCCAUGGUUCUGUGUGACCCAGGGGAUUGUUUCCUGGUCCCCACUCCUUUUAUAAGUGCGUUUAUCAUUGCCUCCAAGAUAUGCACCAAUGUCGAGCUGAUUCCCGUCUACCUGGACAGUGAGAUCACUGAUGAGGACACCCUGCCUUUCCAGCUCACGGUAGGCAAACUGGAGCAAGCCCUGCUUGAAGCUACGACGCGGUGUAAGAAGGUCAAAGGCCUCUUGCUGCCCAACCCUCAGAAUGCUACGGGUCAUGUCUACUCGCAGGAAUCCCUGAAAGAAUUCUUGGAAUUUGCCAAAAGAAAUGACCUGCAUGUGGUCGUAGACGAAGUUUACAUGCUGUCUGUGUUUGAUGACUCUGUCCAGUUCCAAAGUGUUCUGAGCUUGGAUAGCUUGCCUGACCCCCAAAAGACCUAUGUCAUCUGGAGCACCAGUAAGGACUUUGGCUUGCGUUUUGGUGUUCUGUAUACCCACAACAAAGAUGUAGCCCUUGCUGUGAGCCCCUUUAGCUACCUCCACAGCAUCUCUGGCAUCACCCAGUACCGCCUGCACCGCUUGCUCCAGGACAGAGACUGGAUUGAUAAAGUAUACCUGCCCACCAUUCGCUCAAGGCUCGCGACAGCUCAUGCGUAUGUCAUCCAGAAGCUGCAGGAAUUGGAGGAACAGUUGAACUUUAAUACCAUCUUUCACAGUCGCAGCUGCGGCCUUUACCUCUGGAUCAACUUGAAAAACUUACUGGAACCGUGUACAUUUGAAGAAGAGCUGGUCCUCUACCGCCGCUUCCUGGACCACAAGCUGAUCUUGUCCCGAGGCCAAUCCUACCUGCUUAAGGAGCCUGGCUGGUUUCGCCUCUGCUUUGCAGAAAAUGAACAGGAACUAAUGGAUGGCAUGCAGCGGUUUGGUGAGGCCAUAGCGGAGCAGAAGCAGUACGUGAUGGAGAAGGCAUAG
This is a messenger RNA of Octodon degus (degu), 1557 nucleotides long. Its product is annotated as probable inactive 1-aminocyclopropane-1-carboxylate synthase-like protein 2. NCBI's taxonomy places the organism in Eukaryota, Metazoa, Chordata, Mammalia, Rodentia, Octodontidae. Gene Ontology annotation, molecular function: transaminase activity; pyridoxal phosphate binding. Bases 1 to 1557 code for a protein of 518 amino acids. The record is from RefSeq and is a predicted model, not a curated record. The transcript is spliced from 17 exons. Gene Ontology annotation, biological process: biosynthetic process; amino acid metabolic process.